GCAGGGCGUUUGCUGCCAUGGCUGAGAUCGCGCCUGUAGCUUCUCCCGCUGUCGCUUCACCUGCGGCAAAAGCCCCCGCCAAGAAGGCGAAGAAGGCGGCAGGAGGCUCCAAAGCCAAGAAGCCCGCGGGUCCCAGUGUGACCGAGCUGAUCACUCAGGCUGUCUCCGCUUCGCAGGAUCGCAAGGGGCUGUCCCUGGCCGCCCUGAAGAAGGCGCUGGCAGCCGGCGGCUACGAUGUGGAGAAGAGCAACAGCCGCAUCAAGCUGGGGCUCAAGAGCCUGGUGAACAAGGGAAUCUUGGUGCAGACCAAAGGUACCGGCGCUUCCGGUUCCUUCAAGCUGGGCAAAAAACCGGGCGAAACCAAAGCGCCCAAGAAAGCGGCGGCGGCCAAGCCCAAGAAGCCCGUAGCCAAGAAGCCCAAGCUCCCAACAGCUGUGAAGAAAAGCCCCAAGAAAGCCAAGAAGCCGGCAGCCGGCACAGCCAAAAAGGCAGCAGCUAAAAGCCCGAAAAAAGCCAAGCCUGUUAAGGCCAAGAAAGUAGUGAAGAGCCCUGCUAAGGCUAAGGCGAUGAAGCCCAAGGUUGCUAAGCCCAAGGCAACGAAGGCAAGCAAGGCAGCGCCCAAGAAGUAAAAUGGCUUCAAGCAGAU
Messenger RNA from Alligator mississippiensis (American alligator), 646 nucleotides. RefSeq names its product histone H1. Gene Ontology annotation, molecular function: DNA binding; structural constituent of chromatin. The record is from RefSeq and is a predicted model, not a curated record. Lineage: Eukaryota; Metazoa; Chordata; Crocodylia; Alligatoridae. The coding region runs from base 18 to 629 and encodes 203 amino acids. Gene Ontology annotation, biological process: nucleosome assembly. Gene Ontology annotation, cellular component: nucleosome. The transcript has a single exon.